AUGAUGAAUUUACGUCAAAACGGAAGAAUCGAAGCUUUUAACAAUCACUUUGAUACAUUACUCAAAGAGUUACCAGCAGAUUACUAUACGGAAGAAUUAAAAUUAGAUAUGUAUCUAAGCCAGUUAAAACCGAACAUCAAAAGAGAAGUGAAAUGUAAAAAUCCGACGAAUUUAAAUUCAGCCAUGAGAACAGCGUUAUUAUAUGAUGAUCAAUAUAAUAACUCUACGUACCAUAAGAAUAAGCAAACGUCUAAGAAUCUCAAUCCAAAAGAAAACGUCUCGAUUGAUAGAGAUAUGGAUAAAAUGGAACUUGAUCAUAUACUGACGAGAAGAAAAUUUCCAAGCAAAUUAGAAUGCUACAAUUGUGGAAAAGAAGGACAUUUCGCAGCCAAAUGUACCAAUAGAUCAAAAAACUGA
Debaryomyces tyrocola is the source of this 417-nucleotide messenger RNA. The record is from the annotation of a GenBank genome assembly. Lineage: Eukaryota; Fungi; Ascomycota; Pichiomycetes; Serinales; Debaryomycetaceae.